GAACCGUGUGACGAGAGACAAGAAUAUUGCGCAUAUUAUGUGGGAAACGAGACUGAAGGCUGCCAGUUUCCAUUCAGGUGUUUACAACUUUAUAUCUUGUUUCUGUUUGUGUUCAUUCGCGUUCAAGUUUAAUAUUGUUUAUAACAAUUAAUCGUCACAAUGAGGUCUUGUAUGAUUUUGACUUUAUGUUUAGUUUUAUCAAUUCUGGUUACUACAUCGAGAGCAGCAUCAACAAUUUGUAUCAAAACCAGUAAAGAUUGCAUUAGAAGCACAGAAUGCUGCACAGGAUGUUGCCACAAUAAUAAAUGCGUUGAAAAAAGCGAAUCAUGUCUUGUUGAUUUGGAAAAAAUUGGAGCUGGAAAUGGUGCAUUGCAAUGCAGUCCACAAUGUCGUCGAGGUCAAACAUGUCAAUUGCAGCAAGUACAAUGUAUUCGCGCGCCAUGCCCACCAAUUCCAACUUGCAUUUCCGACGAUUAUCGAGAUUAUGAUAAUUAAUGUAUGUUCUGUCAUUUUCUAUACGAAUGUGAGAAAGCAAAGUUUUUUACAUGUAAAAAAGAAGAAAGAAAAAGUAUGCAAAUAUAUACAGUUUCAUACAUAUAUUAACAAAA
Molecule: messenger RNA, 608 nt
Organism: Leptopilina heterotoma
Lineage: Eukaryota; Metazoa; Arthropoda; Insecta; Hymenoptera; Figitidae
Exons: 4
Coding region: 160-495 (111 amino acids)
Source: RefSeq, a predicted model, not a curated record